Messenger RNA from Peromyscus leucopus (white-footed mouse), 1712 nucleotides. It is a transcript of the gene Arl13a, whose product is annotated as ADP ribosylation factor like GTPase 13A. Gene Ontology annotation, molecular function: GTP binding; GTPase activity. The transcript is spliced from 10 exons. The record is from RefSeq and is a predicted model, not a curated record. Lineage: Eukaryota; Metazoa; Chordata; Mammalia; Rodentia; Cricetidae. Gene Ontology annotation, cellular component: ciliary membrane; non-motile cilium. Gene Ontology annotation, biological process: receptor localization to non-motile cilium; non-motile cilium assembly. The coding region runs from base 155 to 1282 and encodes 375 amino acids.
CCCUUUAAGUGGACAAGUGGGCUGUAUUAAUCUAUCCAGAAGGCUAAAAUGCUCAACAAAUCUUUCUGAAACUCAACACAGUUAACAUUUUUCAGCCCAAAACUCAACUUGUUAUCAGAUAAAUAAUUAACCAUCUCAAGAAGCAAGCUGAAUCAUGUUCCGACUUUUCACUGCCUGCUGGUCUCGUCAAAAGGUCACAGAAGUAAAACAAAGGAAUGUGACUAUCAUUGUCAUUGGCUUGGACAACUCAGGCAAAAGUCAUCUUAUGGAGGCCUUUCAAAGAUUGAUUCCUAGCAAGAUACACAGUGAUAUGAAACCAACACAGAUUACACUUCUACUAGAUGGUUACCAAGUAUCUCUUUAUGACCUGACUGGAGACCUAAAAGGCCGAGAAAAAUGGCCAAGCUACUAUGCUGAGGCACAUGGGCUUGUUUUCGUCGUGGACUCUAGCGACAUAUCACGCAUCCAGGAAGUGAAGAUCAUCUUAACGCGCCUGAUGUUUGAUAAAAGGGUAUCCGGAAAGCCCAUCUUAAUCCUGGCAAACAAGCAAGACAAGAAGGAUGCCCUCUUGCCUUGUGAUAUCAUUGAAUAUCUACUUCUGGAAAGGCUAGUGAAUGAGACAAAGUCCAUGUGCCGAGUGGAGCCAUGUUCAACCAUGAAAAACCUCCCAAAGAGGCAUCAACAGCCAAUAAUUAUAGGGCUGCGUUGGCUAUUAGCUGCUAUUGGUGAUAAACACAAUGAGCUGUAUACUCGUCAACACACACCCAGUAUGAGCAUCUCAACCUCCAAGAACAUCAGAGGCUGUGGAGAAAGAUGCUCAUCAGACAGCUUCGCGAACAGAGUGGGAAUGCUCCGAGACAACAGACAGCAUUUUGAGAAAAGACAGCACCUCGAGCACAGACAGCAUGUGGAGCAAAGACGCUUUGAGAAAAGACAGCAUUUUGAAUCAAGACAGCAUUUAAUACAGCGCUCACUGGACGCCAGGCCCCUAAAGCCAAUCCUACAGAAAGAUGGUCUGCGAAUAAGGCCCAAAAAGAAUAUGUCAGUGACAUUUGCUCUGGACAUCAUCAUGGAGGAAGGUGAAUGUUCUCGGAAGACUGGAGCUCAGAGUAUCAGUAAGCCUUGCAACAGUAAAUGUUACAAUAUGCAGACUCCAGCUCCAUCUCUCGAGGGCAAUCUUUACAAAGCUCGUAGGCCAAAAAAGAGAGUAGAUAAAUGGAACACUGAAGAAAUGUUAUUGGAAGAUCCAUGUAGCAAAGCCUUCCGUUCCUGCGAUUACUAAAGAGAAAAUGGAGGAGCAGCGGAAGAAUCAUUCCCUCUACCACCUUUCAGUAAAUGGGCACAUCUUCAGAACCGGCAGGAAUGCUCAGUCUUUGACUUUUACUGGAUAAUGUCUCUACAGCCCACGUACAAGUUCACCUAUUCUAACAUCACAUCCUUGAGAACCAUUGUUUCUCCAUACCAGUGUGCUAGCCAGCAAAUUCAUCCUAGACUCACGGGGAGGCUCAGGAAGUUAGGUGUCGUCCACCUCACCAAAGAAGAGCAGCAAUUUCCCAAAUGUACUGAGAUGCUCCUGAAAAAGCUUACAGAUAAGAUGUUGUGAACAACUGAAAUUGAGCCUUAGAAGAACAGGGUUACUUUAGAAUCACACGUUCCUCUUUAAGGUUCUCAGGUAUAAAGGGACUGGCAAAAUAAAUAAGAAUGAUGUUCUA